Molecule: messenger RNA, 1599 nt
Organism: Carya illinoinensis
Lineage: Eukaryota; Viridiplantae; Streptophyta; Magnoliopsida; Fagales; Juglandaceae
Product: protein MANNAN SYNTHESIS-RELATED 1
Exons: 6
Coding region: 169-1422 (417 amino acids)
Source: RefSeq, a predicted model, not a curated record
GUAUUAAGAAAUUCCUAGCGGAUUCAGUGCCUUCUCUCCCUCCGUGUAACGUGUCUUUUAACUUUCCAUUCUACCUUCCUAGAGCACAGAACUCAAUCUCUCACUCUCUCUCUAUCUUUCUCUCAAAUUAAAUCUUUCUUAACCUGAAUCAAAUCUGAGAGAGAGAGAAUGGGUGUGGACUUGAGGCAAGUGGUGGCUGCGGUUCUAACGUUGACCAUGUUCGUGAUGCUGGGAAACAUGAUCAAGCGUGACCAUUUCGAUUCUGUUGAAGGAAAAUUUCCUGGUGGAGCAAGAGAUGUUGAUUUAGAUAUGGAGGAGGGUGCUGUUUCUCUUUCUAGAAAGAGUGGGGGUCUUUGGAAGGAGGAUGGGCAGCAACUGAAACAAUGUUGGAAUAAGCCGAUUUUGGACGAUGUGGAGCUGACAGACGGGUUUGUCACUUUCUCGUUAACUAAUGGCCCCGAGUACCAUGUCUCUCAGAUCACUGAUGCAGUUGUGGUGGCAAGAUAUCUCGGUGCAACUCUCGUGCUUCCUUACAUUAGAGGAAGCAAACCAGGUGACGAGAGGAGCUUUGGAGAAAUAUAUGAUGUUGAGAAGUUUAUAAAAAGUCUUGACGGUGUAGUCAGAGUGGCAAAAGAUCUGCCUGCUGAAAUAUCAACACGAAAUCUUGCCGUUGUGAAAGUCCCUAAUCGGGUAACAGAAGAGUUCAUUGUAGAACACGUUGAACCAGUUUAUAAGCGAAAGGGAAACAUACGGCUGGCUACAUACUUCCCCUCAGUGAAUAUGAAGAAGUCGCCCAAAAAAAGUUCCAGUGAUUCAGUUGCGUGUUUGGCAAUGUUUGGAACUUUGCAGUUGCAACCAGAGAUUCAAGAAGUUGUUGACUCAAUGGUUGAGCGUCUAAGAACUUUGAGCCGAAAGACAGAUGGUCAAUUUAUAGCCGUGGACUUGAGAGUUGAUAUGUUGGAGAAGAAGAAUUGCCAUGAAAAUGGUGAUACUGGGACAAGAAGUUGUUACAAUGCACAAGAGGUUGGUGCAUUUUUGAGGAAGAUGGGAUUUGACAAGGAUACCCCCGUGUAUUUGACUGAAUCCAGAUGGCAAAGCAGCCUUGAUGCUCUGAAGGAUCUCUUCCCUAAAACAUAUACAAAGGAAAGCAUAAUGCCUGCAGAUAAAAGAAAAAAGUUCUUAGAUUCAGAAGGUUCUGAAUAUGAGAAGGUUAUUGACUUCUAUGUAUGUUCUGAGAGUGAUGUUUUUGUACCAGCCAUCUCUGGUCUGUUCUAUUCCAACGUGGCUGGUAAGAGAAUUGUUGCCGGUAGGACUCAAAUACUUGUUCCAGCCAAUAUUCGCGAGUCCUCUGCUUCUGCUUCUGGAUUCAUUACUCCCUAUGUGUCCAAGAAGAAUCACUUGGCCUAUUCAUGCUUUUGCUAGUCUCAUUCUGAAGAAACCCAAAGGAAGCGAUGGGACAGAUGCAUUUAAGCUUUCAAAGAACCUUUUAGAUUAAUCAACCUUUUCGAGUAGUUCGAUUGACUGGUCAAUAUAUUUAUUGUUAAUUUGGUUUGCAAUACUCUUAAACAGAAGUUUAUGAAAUAUUGCAGUUUCAUAAAA